ACCCAAAAAGUCAAACAGACUUAUUGUAUCCUUGAAAUCAUUUACUCAUCGAUUGAUUCAUUGAUUCAUUUGUUGACUGAAGAAGAUAUCGGAAGAUAUAAUAACAAUGUCUGUGGUCUUCAAGAUAGCAAUCAAUCGGACAUUUGCCACAAGAAUGGCCUCAAUGGCGGCCCAUAUGUCCCGCAGACAUGCGUCGGCAAUGCCGUUGACCUUUUCAUCCCCGUAUCAGGUUUAUUACAAUGCGGUUGAUGUCAAACAAGUAGACGUCCCAUCAUUUAGUGGUAGUUUUGGUAUACUUCCCAAUCAUGUGCCGACUUUGGCUGUCCUUAAGCCCGGUUUGCUUACAGUUACUGAAAAUGAAGGAAAUGUUAAAAAAUAUUUUGUAAGCAGUGGAACCAUUACCAUCAAUGAUGACUCUUCAGUACAAGUGUUGGCUGAAGAGGCCGUUCCCAUUGAGAAUCUGGACAGGAGUGCAGCUCAGGCAGCCUUAAGUCAAGCACAACAGGAAUUGAAUUCAGCCUCAAGUGAAGUAGCGAAGGCCGAGGCUAUGAUUGCCGUUGAAGUUAGUGAAGCAUUAGUUCAGGCGUCCAACUGAUGGACAGUUGAUUAUCAAUAGAUUGUCUUUAAUUAUUAAAUAUAACAAAAUCUUAAUUGAUUAUCAAAUCUUUAAUUUUGUUUGUCUAUAAUUAGUUCACCAAAAGUUAAUUAGCGAUAACUAAAAAAUAAU
This is a messenger RNA of Oppia nitens, 727 nucleotides long. RefSeq names its product ATP synthase subunit delta, mitochondrial-like (gene ATPsyndelta). Lineage: Eukaryota; Metazoa; Arthropoda; Arachnida; Sarcoptiformes; Oppiidae. The record is from RefSeq and is a predicted model, not a curated record. The transcript is spliced from 3 exons. Gene Ontology annotation, molecular function: proton-transporting ATP synthase activity, rotational mechanism. Bases 107 to 595 code for a protein of 162 amino acids. Gene Ontology annotation, biological process: proton motive force-driven ATP synthesis.